CUUCAGCGAGUCUGUCGACAAGUCGUGUGUGUGGUAGUGGUGAAAACUUAUAAGUUUUAACAAAUGCAUUUAAAAAAUCAUUAAAGGGAAAAUAUAGCUAAUAGUGAUAUAUAUAAAUAUUAUAUAUAAAACACUUUAAAUAAUUCGCUAACACAGUGUACGCGUGUGCAAAGCAAUAAAUACAAAAAUUUAACAAAGAGGUAAAUCGACGACAACUGAAUACCUAAAAGCAGCAAUACAACAACAGCAACAAUAACAGCUAGGGGCAACAUCGAAGCAGCGGCACGCAGAAUAAAGAAACAAGGAAACAUUUGCACAGCAACCAACCGACGACAGCAACAGCAACCGACAAGAAAAACCACUUCAACAAAAGAGGAUAACAUAUUGAAAGAGCUCUACUCACACAUAACCACUCUCACACACACACAUAGACGCAGACGCCAACGGAGCUGCCAACUUACACGUAUGUACGUGGGAAAGUAAACCGACAUCUUUUUACGACGUCGUCGAGUUUUGCAAUCGGGCGAGAGAGCCACUGAGCUGAAGUUUAGUUCGACAAACACGCAGCAGGGCCAGGGCCAGCCCUUUGAUAACAUACACACAUAUACGCACGCAUGUACGCCCACUGUGUAACGUAGACAAAGGCGAUCGAACGAAAGAGCGCACGUAGCUGGACAUUGCGUGAGCGCAAGACAACAAGUGAGAGAGGAGAGAGAGAGAGACUCUGACUGGCAUAGAGCUGUUGCUGUUCGGCAUUUCGGUGUUCGGUGUUGCUUAACAACCGUUAAUACAAACUCGAACGCACAACGAAUUUGGAAAUCUCGGCAGUAGCGAGUCGACGAGCUGCGCGCAUUCGUGAAAGUGCGUCGUUGUCGUUGUGCGUGUGCGUGAGCGUAGUCAACUUGGAGCCGCGCACUCACUCGACUGCAUUUACGAAACACCAGUGUUGCCACAUCGCUUGAUCACAUGAAAACACAUAAAGCAUAAAUCCACAACGUAAACAUAAACAGCAACAACAAGGAACCAUACGAGAAGGACAACAAGUUGCAGCGAUACACUCCAGACUUCAAAUGAAAACAUUAGUGCUCAGUCCAGACGAUCUGCAGAACUUUAACAAGUUCAUUUACGAUCCAAAGUCAGCCGCUCAGUUGGCCGCCAGUGCGGGCGCCAUUGCAGCAGCCGCCCAUGGGCAUCCAGGAGGCGUGCAGCUAGUGGCAGGCGGCACAGCAGUGCCCGUUUCCACGAUGGGAACAGUGGGGGGCGGCGCAUCCGCUGGCGCGGGCACAGUUAACAAUACCAACAAACUAAUGGCAUUGCAUUACUAUCUGAAUCAUCAGGGCAACUAUGUGGGCACCGCCCAGCCGACGGGUAACAGCAGCGCAGCCGCAGCUCAUGCGCAGCAGCAACAGCUGCUCGCACAGUCGCAGACGCAGCUAAAGCAACUGCAGCUCAAACAGCCAACAAUACACCAGCACCAGCAGCACAUCAGCUAUCAUCAUCACCAUCCCUACUACCAGCAGCAUCAACAGCAGCCGCAGCAGCAGCAGCAACAGACACAGCUGAGCCACAGCCAUCCAGCUGCGCAUCACGCCCAACACAAGGUGCAGGUGCAGGUGCAACAGCAACAGGUGCAAGCCAGUCAACAAAGUCAUUUGCCGGUGCAUGCGCUUAAUCAGAACUCAAAUUUCUCGGCGGCCAGCUCCAGUACAGGAGGCACUGCAUCCAGCCACGCGCCCACUCAGCAAUCGAACGGCUCCAGCGUCUCACCCACAAUCAUCAGCCAUCAGCCACGCGGCGCAGUUGCAGUUGCCGGUGGCAGCAACAGCAAUAUAGCUGCCGCUGCAAAUGCGCUGCUGCGUGCCACAGCUGCCGCUAGUGCGCCGAGCUCCUCGUCAGUGUCAGCAUCAGCGUCCUCAUCGUCAGCGUCAUCGUCGUCAUCCUCUUCAACGUCGUCCGCCUCGUCAACAUCUGCGUCCGGCUCCGCCAACUGUGCCAAGAAACUGAAAACAGAGCCGCUUCUCUCGCAAUACAAUCAAACGGAGCGCCUCAACUUUGCCAACACGUACAUCGUGUGGAGCGAGGAGCAUUGGCGCCGUGUGAUCUUCCAUGAUGAGCGACGCUUCAAUUUGGAUGGCCCCGAUGGUUUCUCCUACUACUUUCACGAUCUGCGCAAUUAUGAGCGCACGCUGUCGCAGCGGCCGCGCGGCAACUCCGUCUACAUCUACCUGAUGAUCUGCGUCGGUGGCCCCAUCUAUCUGGAAGUCUCGUCCGCCAAGCAGCGUCCUGAGUCCUGCAUCGAGGCCAUCUUACGGGAGCGCCCCAACAUUGUUGGCAAACUGGGCGGCAAUACAGAGUUUGUGCUGCAGGACCACAAUUGGAUGUCGCACGCUCUGCCCACGGCGCAGGAGCUGCUCAAUGCUGAGGGCUUAAAGACGCAAAAGUGGCCCACAAUUGCCCACGACUUGAACAUUAUGGAGAACAUUUGGGGCUGGCUGAUACGUGAGGUGUUUGACGGUGGUCGCAAGUUCUCGCGCAAGGACGACCUCAUCUUCCGCAUCAAGGAGGCGUGGUCACGCCUGCCGCACGACCUGAUCACCAACCUGUACAGCACGCUGCCGGAGCGGAUCACCGAGCUGUAUUACACUCAAGGCGUCUACACGAAUUGUUGACAACCGACGCUGCAACAUGCGAAUGGAUGCAAAGAUGACAGUGAAGGUGAUGCUAAACGUGAACAGGAACAGGAACAGGAAUGGAAAUGGGAGCGGACAGAGUAUGGAAA
This is a messenger RNA of Drosophila hydei, 2779 nucleotides long. RefSeq names its product alpha-protein kinase 1. The transcript has 2 exons. Bases 1071 to 2669 code for a protein of 532 amino acids. Gene Ontology annotation, molecular function: nucleic acid binding. The record is from RefSeq and is a predicted model, not a curated record. Lineage: Eukaryota; Metazoa; Arthropoda; Insecta; Diptera; Drosophilidae.